AUGACCGACGCCGCCGCCUCGUCUUCCCGCCGGAGGAUGGAGGCCGUCCGCCGCCAUCUCCUCCCUCGGCCGCCGCCCGUCCUUAGCCUGAAUCAGCUAAGCGCCCCGGAGGCAGGACAGAGCCCGGUGAUCAUCGGCGGAAUGGUGCUGGACAUCCACGCGAAGCCAUCCGUGCCGCCACAUCCUGGCACCACCGUUCCUGGGAUGGUUAAGUACAUCGGUGGGGGAGUAGCUAGAAAUAUUGCUGAGUGCAUGGCUAAGCUUGGGACUCAACCACUCAUGAUUAGUGCCAUUGGAGAUGAUAUGGCAGGGAAUUUUCUAUUGAAGUACUGGAAGUUAGCUGGACUAUGUACAGAUGUAGGAAUACUGCAGGUUCCUGAUAUUACAACCCCAGUAGUAUCAAAUGUAUUUGAUGGGAAUGGAGAAUUAUUUGCUGGUGUCGCGAGUGUGCAAGCAGUUGAAACUUUUCUUACCCCUAGCUGGAUAUAUCAGUUCUACCGCCGCAUCUCCACUGCACCUCUACUAAUGCUUGAUGCCAAUUUAUCUCCUGAGUCACUUCAAGCCGCUUGCAAAGUAGCAUAUGAAUCAGGGGUGCCUGUGUUAUUUGAGCCUGUCUCGGUGGUAAAAAGUUCAAGAAUCGCACCAAUUGCGGAACAUAUAACUUGCACUUCCCCGAAUGAGAUUGAGCUUAUUGCCAUGGCAAACGCACUGUCUACUCCAGGGAAAUACAACUUUGUCAAACUUGAGCAGUGCAACAACAAAGCAGAAUCUGUAGAUUAUUUGUUCGAAAUGCUCAGCCCAGCAAUGCUUUUUCUUCUCGAAAAGGGCAUCAAGCUUCUCCUGGUGACACUUGGCUCGAAUGGUGUUUUCAUAUGUUGCAGAGAGCACGUCAACUUCAUGAAGGAUCAGAAAAGGUGUAAAGUGACGCCUUUCUCAACUCAGCUACUUGAAAAAUUGGAGGGAUGUUCUCUAUCCAGCAUGCCUGUUAAUUUGUCUAGAGAAGGUUCUUCCAGAACUUGUGUUUUCCAUUUACCUGCAACAUCUGCCUCUGUGGUCAGCCUCACAGGCGCGGGUGAUUGUUUGGUUGGUGGGUUCCUUUCAUCUCUAUGUGGGGGAUUGGAUAUUAUGCAAAGUGUUGCAGUUGGGAUUGCUGUAGCAAAGGCGUCCGUUGAAUCUGAAGCUAACAUACCUGCCAAUUUUUCUGCUGCAAGCAUCGCAGGUCUGUCACAUGAAUCUUUAUCAGCUUCUCUGUUUUGUGGGAUUGGUUAUUGA
Molecule: messenger RNA, 1272 nt
Organism: Triticum turgidum subsp. durum (durum wheat)
Lineage: Eukaryota; Viridiplantae; Streptophyta; Magnoliopsida; Poales; Poaceae
Source: the annotation of a GenBank genome assembly